GUUUUAUCUAAGAGCGGCAAAAAGUCUGCUUUCUCGACCCUCGCUACUGGCGGUGCUGUAGUUGGUUCCGGUUCGUCACUCGGUGCAGUGUGGUCGUUUAGUUCCGUUGCCAAAAAUCGCGAAGAUGGUCCGUUUGGGCAAGAUCUAUCCCAUCAAAAUUCCGAAGGAGGUGGCCAUUCGGAAUGGGAAGCUGUCCUUGUUCCAGCUUGGCGUGCAGGUUCUAGUCGUGUCCCUGUUGUUGUGGCAGUUCAUCAAGGAACGAAUGUACUACGUGGUGCAGAUUCCGCAGGGCUUUCCCAACGCAUGGGUAGGCGGCUCGGGUAACGCGGAUGCCUCUGCGGUGAGCGCGGACUACAGUUCGGACAUCUGCCGCGACAACCAGUCCUUUCUGUACAAGUACUCCGCGGGCUGGACCCACGGGGCCUACCAGUGCCUGCAGACCCCCAAAGCGGAGGCCGGGUUCAAGAUCGGCAAGCGCGAGAUCUACUUUCCCACCUACUUCCGUGAAACCAUCGUGGAGACGGAAUCUGGGAGCACCUGCAGCUCCGCGUCGUUUUGCACGAGCUCUGUCAGCUGCAGCCACAACAGUCUCUCGCAGGCGCCGUUAUACAACUUCGGCCAGAAGUGCUUCGAGGAUGCGACCGAAAACAAUGUCCCGGCGUGGAACGGCCCAGCUGGCUCGCAGUCCCCGUCGCACGCUCACCAGAACGUCCGGAAGUGUUCGUGUAACCAACAGUCGCACUACCUCGUCGCGGGUGUAUCGUCCAGGAAAAUGACAUUUGAGCACAUCUUCAAGGUAAGUACAGAAAUUGGAAUGUUCAUUUUACGUGGGCAAAUGCGAACGAGAUCAUGCAGAAGCGCAAGCGUCUGUGAUGCAUGAGAAGCAUGGACGCCAGCAUUGCAUUUUCAUUACAGUGCUCCGCAAGAAAUCAAUGGAACAACGUGAACAUCGAAUGCUGCAAAAGCAUAUCAAAGUUACAGCACAGGCAGAGCAAAGCACCAAAUAAAAACCUUCAGGUUACCGCCGCGGACACGGAGGUUUCUGGUUCCUCUGGAACCCCAAAAGCGGUUGCGGACGAGGAUGAGAACAAACUGCCGGUGGUGUCCAUUAUCAUGCGGAAAGACCAGGACGGUGCCUACUCCGAGUACGAUUGCUCCUACAUACAGGUGGGCGGCAAGCCCGGGCAGUGCCGGUUUUCGGAGACCGCGGGCGUCCCGAACCCCCCUACCCUGACGCUGCAAGACUGGGUGGCGGCCGCCAGUAACGGGGACAUCGACCUGCAAAACGCGGACGCACGCAACCCGUCCAUCGCCAGCAACCAGGCGGGCUCGGGCUAUGACGCGCGGGCCCCCUACCGGCUCACGGGAGUGGAAGUAGUGGUAUCGAUCGAAUACGUGGGGCCGGCCUUCCACAACCGCAUUCCGGAUGACGUGGACUUGUCCGGCUUCGGCAAUCACAUGGUCGCGCUCAUCAAGGUCAGCGUGAAUCAGGCGAUGUGGACGGGGCUCCCGCACCUGGCGUACCAGAAGCCCACGACGUCGUACUUCGGCGACAUCAGCAACUUCAACAAGGGCAAGUUUCGCGAGCGCUACUACUACGGAAUUCGGUUUCUGUUCACCACCUCCACUUCCUCCGCCUACGGGGCGUUUUCCUGGACCGAUUUCCUGACCGGUAUGGCCGUGUUCAAGGUGUACUUCGGUGCCGCGGGGGCCAUCGUGGUGCUGUUCGCUUUGACCGCACUCGGCCGGCUGUCCCUGCAGUACAAGCGAGCGACGCUGACGCCCCUGGACCUCGAGUACGAGGCGACGCGGGUCGCCCCGGCGCGGAUCCUGGUAGCGGUGUCGGCGUUCCACGGUAUGUGCAAGAUUCUGGAGGACGAAAGCCCCAAACUGCUACUCACGGACGAAAAGGGAAACCGGGUGAUCCACGCGAAAUCGGUGAACGCCGAUGUGCUGAACAAGUGCUUUGGCAAGGUGUUUGGGUCGGGCAAGAUCCAACUCGGCUCCGGGGGCAUCGAGGCCUUGAGCGAGGCGGUGCUGGCCACGCUGGGCGACGAGCACAGUCUGGACGUCGAAAAGUUCGUCAACGCCUAUCUUGCCUGCGAUUGCUUGGACCUCACGGAGAUGCAGCAGGUUUUCGACGAGGAAAGGCAAGUGGGCCGACUGGAGCAGUUUUUCGCCUCGCCCCUGGAGCUCCCGUUCGCGUGCGAAAACCUGAUGAACCGGAGGGGCAAUAAGGAGAUUGACGGGUCCAGCCAGGAAGCGUCGCCGCGACAGGCCGGCCAGAUCCAGAUGCAGCAGCCGUAAAUUGAAUCGAGGCCCGCGGGGGCAACUGCUCAAAAAAUGUUGAUUUCCACGUCUCUCUCUCUCUCUCUCUCUGUUGUACAGUUAAGACGAUGAGGAAAAAACAGAUUUACUUAUAUUUGAAGCGAGGAACGUAUUUGGAAGAAGCAGCCAGUUACCGUUCCCACGUGUAGCUGGUUUCUUGAUGCACAGUAAAACUACUACGGUAAAAACACCAUCAGAAUUAUCUUCCCUUGAGACCAGCAGCACUGUCUCUGCUAAAGAGCAGUAGAUGGUACUUUUUUUUUAUACAACUACUUUUCUUCCCCCUUUUUUUGCUGAAUAGUUAGCCUCCUCACGUAUGCGAUAGCACAUGGUCUGUCGGAUGGUCUUUUUUCGAAGGCGCAUCGCCAGCAUUAAUGUACGAUUUGGCUUUUCAUCAGACAAUUUUCUCUGACCACACAUGUUGAAGAGUUACACUUACACAGCACAACAUAGGAUGAUGCGAUCAGAUACAGACUAGGACUAGCAUGAACUGUGCAUGAACUAGCAUGAUAGGCUAGAGGCUGUAUUUCUCUCGCUCUGGAGCUUGACGCCUACGCACCUCGACUAUGAAAUUUUUGCGGAACAACUCCCAUUUUUCCAAGAGCAAAUUUAUGCCCAGCAUAAAUACACGAGUUUGUGUCGGAUUCUAAACAGACACGCGGCAGCGACCUCUCUCUUCUUUAGUGCAGCGGAAACCGAAACAA
This is a messenger RNA of Amoebophrya sp. A120, 3032 nucleotides long. Lineage: Eukaryota; Dinophyceae; Syndiniales; Amoebophryaceae. The record is from the annotation of a GenBank genome assembly.